AGGCGGGAGAUCAAAAAUUGGCUUGCCUCUCUCUAUAAAUAGCGUGCCUCUUCAAACAAAAACCCCAAAAGCAUUAGGGUUUAGGAGUGAGAUCAAAAUUGGGUUGCCCCUUUGUCUACAAAUUGCGUCAUCCCCACCCCAAUUGACUUGCGUAGGUUGCAAUGGAUGAUCCAAUGGAUGAUCCGACAAGUUUUGCGAUUGCAAUGGGCGCUGAUCCGCGUGUUUUAUAUAAAGGUAUUGGUGAUAUUUGUUUUCUGCGAAUUGAUAGUGAAGCUGGAUCUCUUUUAACACUUGGGGAGGGGGGUCGUCCUGAUUAUAUUCUCGCUCCCUACGGCGGAUCCACGCGAGGCAAAGAGCUUCCAAAGCGUUGCAGAGGUAUACAGAGAUUUAUGUUUCCACGCGCCGGUGAUUAUUUUGAUCUCGUGGUUCUGGGAGUCUUACCGAUGGGCAUAGAUGGAUUCGAGUGGGUUGCCGGCGAUAGAAUCAGAGGUGGUGAUGGUGAAGAAAAGGAAGAAGGAAAAGUAACAUGCUUCUUUUCCCCUUUUGUUAUAAACCAUCCGAAAACGCCUUGGGAUAGUCUUGACGAAGCAAUGAAGACUCAAGUGAGAAACGAGGCAUGUUUCAAAGCGAAUGAAGCGCUGCGUAGAGCUGGGUAUCAUCAAUAUCAUGUGUGUUGUGAACAAAUAGAUCUAGAUUCUAUGCUUGUCCACGCUUCAGAGUGGGGACACAUAACAGAGCCUCGCGUAUUGGCUUGGGAAUUAGUGGACGCAUAUUUUUCAGCCCACCCUAUUUAUGUUGAUUUUGAUAUUCCGAUGAUUCUGAUGAGGAGGAGGAGGAUUUGACUUUGGCUCCUUUGGCUCCUUUGGCUCUUGAUGAUGAUUAAGGAUAAUUAGGGAUGCCAAUAACAAAAAAGAUGGGGACGUUUUGUCUAGUUGGUUCAUUUUUGCUACUAGUAUUAAUUCAUUUUCCAACAUUUUCUAGUUGGAGUUUGAAUUUCUCAUGUCUAUACAAAUUGUGCUGACGCCGGACUUCAGGCUUUACAACCUUGCAAUAUCAAAACAACAAAAUGACAGAAUGUUUUGCUAA
Molecule: messenger RNA, 1086 nt
Organism: Salvia miltiorrhiza (redroot sage)
Lineage: Eukaryota; Viridiplantae; Streptophyta; Magnoliopsida; Lamiales; Lamiaceae
Exons: 5
Coding region: 162-842 (226 amino acids)
Source: RefSeq, a predicted model, not a curated record